AUGGUUCUCCCCGUGCCCCUUUUGCGCCUUCAAUGUGGUGUCAACUCCUACGAAUGGGGCAAGGUCGGCAACGACUCGGCAGCUGCGCGCUUUGCCGCUGCGACACCUUCCGAUGACCUCAAGAUCGAGUCCGAGAAGCCGUAUGCUGAGCUCUGGAUGGGUAGCCACCCCAAGAACCCAUCCAAGCACGUCGACACUGGCCGCACUCUGAACGAGCUUUUUGAGCACAACAAAGCUCUCCUGUCUACACACAUCACCGAGAAAUAUGGCGACCGUUUGCCGUUCCUCUUCAAGGUGCUCUCGAUCAACAAGGCCUUGUCCAUCCAGGCGCACCCGAACAAGAAGCUUGCCGAGCAGCUGCACGCGCAAGAUUCUAAGAACUACCCCGACGACAACCACAAACCGGAAAUGACAAUUGCCAUCACACCUUUUGAGGGCCUUUGUGGCUUCAGGCCCCUCCCCGAGAUUGCACACUUUCUGGAAAGCAUCGCGCCCUUGAAGCGCAUGGUCGGCGAUGAGGCGGCAACGGAAUUCAUCAAGGUCGCCAGGGACGACGGUGCGAACAAAGACACGCAGAAGAAGGCUCUGCAAAAGGCGUUUGCGGGUCUCAUGACCUCGUCCGCGGACGAUGUGGCAAAGGAAAUGCCCAACCUGACGGAGCUCGCCACGAACGAGGGCAAAGACUUUGCAAAGGGUGGACUCCCUUCAGCCUCGGGCGAAGUGCUUUCCGACCUGGUCAUGCGUCUACACAAAUCCUUUGAGAACGACAUUGGCAUCUUCGUGCUCUUCUUCCUCAACUACGUCACGCUGCAGCCGGGCGAGGCAAUGUUCCUCGUGGCGGAUGACAUUCAUGCCUACCUGUCCGGCGACAUCAUCGAAUGCAUGGCGGCGUCGGACAAUGUCGUGCGCGCCGGCCUGACACCCAAGUUCAAGGAUACUGACACCCUCAUCGACAUGCUGACGUACAACUUUGCGCCGAUCGAGGAGCAAAAGAUGAAGGCUACGGACUACCCCUAUGCCACCCUCAACCGCGCUGCGUACAGCGCCAGCUCCCAAAUUCAACUGUACGAUCCGCCCAUUGAGGAGUUUGCUGUCGUCAGGACCUCUUUGUGCGGAGGUGAGGGCAGCAGGGCGACCUUUGAGCCCUUGUCUGGGCCCAGUAUCAUCAUCUGCACGAAUGACAAAGGAAAGAUAUCGGUUGGGCCAAAGAGCGAGCCUAUGGAGGAAGGCUUCGUGUACUUUGUGGGCGCCACAGCCGAGGUGGUGCUCGAGGCACAGGGCGGCAAGGAGGACGAGUUCGUGACGUUCAAGGCAUUCUGCGAGAUCGGAGAAGACAAGCAGAAGCUGCCAUUUAUUUUGCCCGCGCGCUCCAAAGACGUCCCGACAGCACCAAAGAAGACCAAGGAUAAGAUGUUUGAAGAGUCAAUCGUCAGCUUGGACCAAGAGCAUGGGGCUCUUGACCUUGGCGGUCUUCCCAUCCUCCUUCAUCCGGACGAAUUUGAAGGGGUCCGCUUGGCGGCGAGCAAUUUCGCCUCUGACCUUGAAAAGGUCACCGGUCGCGCAUCAAGCGUCAUCCAAGACCAGAACAAGAUUCCACAGGGAGACGCUGUCAUUGUCGUUGGGAGCGUGCAGAAAUGUCGCUACUUCGACGACAUGAGUGAGCACGCCCGCGAGAUCACCAGGCUGGAGGGCAAAUGGGAGACGUUCCGCUGCCACGUGCAAGACAGCCCGUGGCCUUCGGUCAAAAAGGUCUACGUGGUAGCCGGAAGUGACAAAAGAGGCGCCAUAUUCGGCGUGUACACCCUGACCGAGCAGAUGGGCGUGUCGCCGUGGUAUUGGUGGGCUGACGUACCGAUCAAGACGGUGAGGCACAUCUACGCCCUCCCGGGCCCCUUAAUCCAAGGUGAGCCGAGUGUGAAGUAUCGGGGUAUCUUCAUCAACGACGAAACACCCUGUUUGACGGACUGGGUUCACGAGAAAAUUGGCCCAAAGUACACUUCAGAGUUCUAUGUUCGGGUAUUCGAGCUGCUUCUUCGAAUGAAAGCCAAUUUUCUCUGGCCAGCCAUGUGGUCUGGGUUCCCGUGGCCGGGGAGUUCCUUUUUUGAGGACGAUCCGCGGAAUCAAGAGCUCGCCGACACAUAUGGCAUUGUCAUGUCGACGUCUCACCACGAGCCGAUGCAGCGGGGGAUGACGGAAUGGCGCACUGCCAACAAGGGCGUCUGGUCUUGGGAAGAGAACGAAGACGCUGUGAAAGAGUACUUUGAGGUCGGUGCGCAGCGAGCGCGGCCCUACGAGUCCAUCGUGACGAUGGGCAUGCGAGGCAAUGGCGACAAGCGUAUUAUUGCCAAAGACCCGCAACGAACGCUGCAGGAGGUCCUGGACACGCAGAGAGACAUAUUUAAGUCGGUAUAUGGCAGGGGAGAUGGCGUCCCGCAGGUCUUCGCACUCUACAAGGAGACACAGCUGCAGUACGAGAGGGGUCUCCAGGUGCCGGAGGACAUCACGCUGAUGUUUACGGAUGACAACUUUGGAAAUGUCAGGAGAUUCCCCACGGCCGAAGAAAGCAAGCGGAAAGGGGGCAUUGGGUUGUACUACCACCUCGAGUACGUUGGCCGCCCCCGAAGCUACAAGUGGAUCAACUCGAGUCCUCUCGGCAAGGUGCAGCAGCAGCUCACAGCCGCGUAUCGCAAUGGUAUCCAGCAGGCAUGGGUGUUCAAUGUCGGCGACAUCAAACCCAUGGAGAUGCCCAGUUCCUUUGCGUUGGCUCUGGCUUGGGACAUCAACAGUGUACAACGGAAAAACGUCGAGUCCUUUUUCUCAACAUAUACCAUGCGAGAGUUUGGAAAAUACCAUGCAGAUGCCAUCACCAAAUUGCUGUACCGCCACGACAGACUGAUUGCCCUAAGGCGCCAUGAGCACAUUGAGCCUGAUGUGUUCUCCAUCGUCAACUAUAGAGAAGCCGAGUCCAUUUUAGAAAAGUGGCUUGCUCUGGAGAAGGACGUCCAAUCACUCUUUGAGCAGGUUCCAGAUCACCAAAAGGCCGCCUUCUUCCAACUUGUGCUGCAUCCGAUCAAGGCCUCGCGUAUCUUCACCGCGCUGAGAACGGCACAAGCACAGAACCAACUCUACGGGCUCCAACGACGCAACACGACCAAUGUCUUGGCAAAGAGAGCCCUCGAACUUUUAGAUGAGGAUUUCGACCUCCAGGAACAAUUCCACAACAACCCCUGGACAGGAGACAAGUGGAACCACAUCAUGUCACAACCUCACUACGGCUACAGCACCGAGACAUGGCACGCCCCCUCACGAGACAUGAUCACGGGGAUGAGCUACGUCCAGAAGAGGCAGAACACCAACCGCGUCUUUGGGCAGAUUGGUGUCUUCGUGGAGGGCCAUGGUGGUGUUCGACCUGGCUUGACGAACGAGGAAUCGGACUACACGCAUCCCUCCAAGGGUGAUCUGAUUCCGGGCCUAACGUUUCCCUUGAUGAGUCCGUACGGCCCAGCUGAGCGAUUCUUUGAGAUCUUCUCGAGAGGCGCAGUCAGCGUUGAAUGGGAGGUGGCCGCUGAUCAGCCCUGGAUCACCCUGAGCGCCACAAGCGGGACGUCGACCCCCGAUGACGAGAGCGACGCCCGCAUCACCGUCGCCGUUGAGUGGGAGAAAGUACCAGAGGACUUUACGGGAACCGUUGUGAUCCAUGUGCAGUCCCCAUCCGGAUACUACGAGAACGUCCAUCUGCCCAUUGACAACCGUCGGGCCCCCCCGGGAACAACUGGCUUUGUAGAGGCGGAUGGUGUGGUCGUGAUCGAGCCGGCCGCCCACGAACCACCCACCGGCUACGAGUUGUACCCUCUGCUCGGCCGCACUGGCUCAGGAGCAGUGACCAUUUCACCUGGGACGUCCGGCAAGGUGGAGUUUAUGCAAUUUCCCAUCUACGCCUUCUCGGCACCUACCAAGGUGACCAUUACGCUUCUCUUUACAAUGUGUCUCGAAGUGCGACCUGACGACCCCUUGCGCUUCGACAUUGGCCUCGACGAUGAGGUCCAGGAGGCCGUGCAACUACUUACAUGCCCCGAGAGGGGUGAGCUGCCCGAUGGCUGGCCUGUUGCCGUGCAGGACCUCGUCUGGACACGCGAAGUCAGCUUCAGCCUGCCUUCUGGAAAGGAUGGGCAGCAUGUGGUGCUUUAUAGACCAUACUACGCGGAGUUGCUGCUGGAGAAGAUCAUGGUGGACUUUGGGGGGUUGAGGCACAGCUAUUUGGGCCCAUGCCAGAGUGUUUUCUUGAAAGGUGCUUGA
Messenger RNA from Emericellopsis cladophorae, 4296 nucleotides. RefSeq names its product ATPase family protein. The transcript is spliced from 4 exons. The coding region runs from base 1 to 4296 and encodes 1431 amino acids. Gene Ontology annotation, molecular function: zinc ion binding; mannose-6-phosphate isomerase activity. Gene Ontology annotation, biological process: carbohydrate metabolic process; GDP-mannose biosynthetic process. NCBI's taxonomy places the organism in Eukaryota, Fungi, Ascomycota, Sordariomycetes, Hypocreales, Bionectriaceae. The record is from RefSeq and is a predicted model, not a curated record.